This is a messenger RNA of Coregonus clupeaformis (lake whitefish), 3360 nucleotides long. Its product is annotated as SNF-related serine/threonine-protein kinase-like. Gene Ontology annotation, cellular component: cytoplasm. The transcript has 6 exons. Gene Ontology annotation, molecular function: tau-protein kinase activity; ATP binding; protein serine/threonine kinase activity. Bases 307 to 2835 code for a protein of 842 amino acids. The record is from RefSeq and is a predicted model, not a curated record. Gene Ontology annotation, biological process: microtubule cytoskeleton organization; protein phosphorylation; intracellular signal transduction. NCBI's taxonomy places the organism in Eukaryota, Metazoa, Chordata, Actinopteri, Salmoniformes, Salmonidae.
CGAUGAGGGCUGCAAUUCAAUCCCAGGAACGUUGCAAUGCCUUGUUUCACUGAUGAGGUUUGGGCAUAGGCAUGGUGUGAGUGUUGUUUGUAAUCGCAAAGGAGGAGGAUAAGAUUCGCUAAUAAUACACUUUAUCGAGGGUAGAAGGAAGGACAUGAUUUAUUAUCCAGUCUACUAGCUAGCUAAGGAUUUCGUCUUGAUGUUUACUGGAGAGAGAGGGGAAGCGGGCAUCAUGGGCACGACAUUAACAUCCAACGUGUUCAAGUAAACUGGACCCACGAGACUGCUUAAAACCCAUCCCCAGCCAUGGCAGGCUUCAAGCGAGGGUAUGACGGCAAGAUCGCAGGGCUCUAUGACCUGGACAAGACGCUGGGCCGGGGCCACUUCGCCGUGGUCAAACUGGCGCGCCACGUCUUCACGGGGGAGAAGGUGGCGGUCAAGGUCAUCGACAAGACCAAGUUGGACACGGUUGCCACGGGUCACCUGUUCCAGGAAGUGCGCUGUAUGAAGCUGGUGCAGCAUCCUAACAUCGUCCGGCUCUACGAGGUCAUCGACACGCAGACCAAGCUCUACCUGAUCCUGGAGCUGGGCGAUGGAGGAGACAUGUUCGAUUACAUCAUGAAGCACGAGGAGGGCCUCAGCGAGGAGCUGGCCAAGAAGUACUUUGCCCAGAUCGUCCAUGCCAUCUCCUACUGCCACCGGCUGCACGUGGUGCACCGUGACCUCAAGCCGGAGAACGUGGUGUUCUUUGAGAAGCAGGGCUUGGUGAAGCUCACUGACUUUGGCUUCAGCAACAAGUUUCAGCCAGGGAAGAAGCUCACCACCAGCUGUGGCUCGCUGGCCUACUCUGCCCCAGAGAUCCUGCUGGGAGAUGAGUACGAUGCUCCGGCAGUAGAUAUCUGGAGUCUUGGUGUGAUCCUCUUCAUGCUGGUGUGUGGACAGCCCCCCUUCCAGGAGGCCAACGACAGCGAGACCCUCACCAUGAUCAUGGACUGUAAAUACACUGUACCCACCCACGUCUCCAACGCCUGCAAAGAUCUGGUAGGCCGGAUGCUGCAGCGGGACCCGAAGGGCCGUGCGUCUCUGGAGGAGAUCGAGAGCCAUGCCUGGCUGCAGGGGGUGGACCCGUCCCCAGCCACCAAAUUCAACACCCCCCUGGUGUCCCAUAAGAGCCUGUCUGAGGAGGAGCACAACGGCAUCAUACAGCGCAUGGUGCUGGGGGACAUCGCAGACCGAGAGACCAUAGUAGAAGCCCUGGAGACCAACAAGUACAACCACAUCACUGCCACCUACUUCCUGCUGGCUGAGAGGAUCCUGAGAGAGAAACAGGAGAAGGAGGUCCAGACACGCUCCUCCAGCCCCAGUAACAUCAAGGCCCAGUUCAGACAGUCCUGGCCGACGAAGAUUGACAUGCAUCAGGACAUCGAGGACAGUCUGGCAGCCUCCUCCAUCUCCCACGCUGGUGGUCCCCAGUCCCCCGCCCGCAGCACUGAGAACCUUCUCAACGGACACCGCACCAAGGGCCUGCUGGAGCUCCGCUGGGAUGAGAGCAACGCAGGGGCCUCCGGUGCCCCUGCUCCCGUUUCUGGGCCCCCUAGAGCUGGGGCCACGGCCCCCACACCCUCCGCCUCCUCAGCCAAGCAGCGCAGUUGCCUGUUCAGGGUAGAGGAGGACGAAGAGGAGGAAGAGGAACCGGACCCGUCCUCUCUGUCCACCCAAGUGAUCCUGCGUCGCAAGGCUCCGUCCAUCACCAACCGGCUGACCUCCAGGAAGAGCGCCCCGGUCCUCAACCAGAUCUUUGAGGAGGAGGGUGAGUCGGACGACGACUUCGAUAUGGAUGAGGGGCUGCCACCCAAACUCAGCCGGCUAAAGAUGAACGUUGCUGCUGCCGCAGCUGCAGCGGCCGGGUCGCCGGGCACCACUCAGAAACGCUAUCACCGCCGCAAGAGCCAAGGCCGCGGCUCGUCCUGCUCCAGCUCGGAGACCAGCGAUGACGACUCAGAGAGCCACCGCCGGCGUCUGGACAAGGACACAGGCUUCACCUACAGCUGGAACCGCAGGGACAGCAGUGAGGGCCCGCCUGGAAACUCGGGGGGAAAUGGUGGAGGGAGCAGCGGAGGGCAGAGUAAACCCCCCGGGGAGGGGGGCAGCUCAGGACCAGACAGGGGCAGUCCUCCUGGAGGGGGAGGUGGGGGGAGUAGUGACAGUGGAGGGAGUGGUGGUGGUAGUAGUGGAGGAGGAGGAGGGGGUGGUGAGGGACAGGGUUCACCUUCCAGUUGUUCUAACGGCAGCAGUAAACACUCCUCUUCAGGCUCAGGGUCCACGCGGAGACACUGUGCCUCACGCAGCCCCGGGGCAGCAGAGCUGAUGGAGAGCCUGAAGCUCAUGAGCCUGUGUCUCAGCUCCCAGUUACAGCAGAGGGGGAGAAGUGGAGGCCCCGGCCUGGCGGGAGGGGUGGGCAAGUUCAUCAUAGACCCUCAGAACCUUUCCAAUAGUCUGUCCAGCAGCCUGUCAGCCGGCAGCGUCAAGACACAGGAGACGUCCUCUUGGAAGAUGUGCAUUGGCUCCAACGGCAGCUUGGACCUGGAGCUAGACACCAUCGCUCUGCCAACCACCGCUGUCAACACUCCAAGGGCAUACGCAGACCAAACGGCAGCAGCAGCACUUAGCGAACUGGCCCUGGCCACCAAGGAGAAGAAUAAGCUGAACAACCUGAAAAACAAUGUGCUCCAGCUACCUCUGUGUGAAAAGACCAUCUCUGUGAACAUCCAGCGCAGCCCCAGAGAAGGGCUCCUGUGUACCUCCUCUCAGGCCAGCUGCUGCCAGGUCAUAUGACAUACACACACCGCCCUGGCGCCCUCCGACACGACUCUGCCAGUCAAAUCUGUCCAACCACAGUCACUGCUGUAGCAUACGUCUGACCUCGGAACACCUCACCAUCAAAACCUGCCUUCUGCUGUUGUCUUAAAAGAUUACACUUUUUGUUAUUUUAUUUUUUUGUUUCUUCACUAGGACCUAUGAGGUGCAUGCUGCUAGGGAUUAUUUUGUUUUGGCUACUAUCACUAGCUCCCCCUGGAAUGAGACGAGGUAACAGAACUUAACUCAAUUCUGAGGUGAGUUGGGGUGCUGUUGAUGAGAUGAGGUAACAGAACUUAACUAAAUUCUGAGGUGAGUUGGGGUGUUGAUAUAAAUAUGGAAGUGAUUUUAGAUUACCUAUAUUUUGGGUUAAAAAAUACAACUUUUAACAGAGGUUGAGGAGGACAGGACAGAGAUACCAGUCACCAUACAGCUAGGAGAGGUAGAGAAGGACAGAGAUACCAGUCAAAAGUAUUUAGUCAGCCACCAAUUGUGCAAGUUCUC